This is a messenger RNA of Lymnaea stagnalis (great pond snail), 3066 nucleotides long. The record is from the annotation of a GenBank genome assembly. NCBI's taxonomy places the organism in Eukaryota, Metazoa, Mollusca, Gastropoda, Lymnaeidae.
UAUCAAUAGAUAUUUACUCGACUGCAGCUCAUCUCCCCCAAAGUCAAAUUUCUGUGAAGUAAAAUGUGUUCGAUAGCUUUUAUUAUAAGCAAAACAACAAAAUGAACAGCUUUUUUUUAACCUAAUUUUUUAAAACAUUAAGUAAUUUGAGUAAUUAUUUUUAUUUUGCUAGUUUUUUUUUUGUUAAAUGCACAUUUGAUAAAAUGAUUUAAAGUUGACCAAGACGUUUAGUUAUCAAUAGAUAUUUACUCGACUGCAGCCAAUCUCCCCCAAAGUCAAAAUUAUGUAAAUAAAAAUGUGUUCCAUAACCUUUAUUAUAAUGAAAACAACAAAAUGAACAGCAUGGCUUGGUCGUGGUCUUUUCACGAAUAUCCUUAAUGAUUUGAACUGAUUUUGAAACCAAAAUAAGUGAUUAAAAAAAAUAAUUAAAUUGGCUCCGAAAAAUACAGAGUUUUCUUGCAAAUCUUUAUCUCAUUUGAUAGACUCGUUGCUUGAACUAUGAUAAACAUUUUUUUCAUUAUUCAGUGAUAUAGUUAGUUGUCAUAACCAAUUUCUUCAUAAUAUUGUUUUAUUCUAGAGCAUGUCUGUGCAAAUUAGAAUCAUUAAAAAAAAAAAUUAUGAUCUCCUCUAAAAUAGGUUUUUAUUAUGUUUACUCUGGUGUAAAUGUCAAGGUCGGUGGUGUCAAGAGUGACCCUGGAAUUGUCCAACGGGUAAGAGUAAAAGGUUCUUAAAAACCUCACGGUGUUAUUAGGUGAUUUUUUUUACAAUAAAUAUGUUAAAUUUGAAACAUAAGAUUGAAAAAAAUAUCCAUUUGUUUCAACAGACUCUGUUUCAUUACGUUCACCGGGUAUGUCCACCUGAAAAACAAAUGUACAGCGUUGUUCUUCUUAGUUCUGUACACACUCUUCGUCUAAACAACGCUUCCAUAGUGAAAUUGAGCUCUAUGGGUAAAUUAUGAGAUAUUUUUAACUGCCUUUUUAGCAAUUACUAUUUGACUACAAAUGCUACUCUUUUCCUUUUUUAAAAGUAUUUUUAUCAUUUACCGACAACGCGAUUUUUUGUAAUUUAUUUUAUUUUAUAUCUUCGUAUAAUUUUUUUUUUUUUGGUUCUUUUUUAUUAUAUUUUGCAGAGUAUAAUUAUAUCAUAAAUUAUUGGAUCACUGUAUAAUUAGUUUGAAUCUCCUUUCAGGUGGCGUAUUCCACCUGACGAAAGGAGAUGUCAUUCAAGUGCGUCUAAUAAGUCAAGCUAAGAUAGAACUUGUAGAAGGGUCCAAUCAUCUGGGUUUAUUUCUCCUGCAUAGUCAAAACUACCCACUUUAAAUAUUUUUUUUUGUUUUUCUUUACCAAAGAAUCAAAGGAACGGCCCAAAAUUGUUUUGUUGAAAGGAGCAACUCGAUAUAUUUUUUGUUAAUUUUAAUAAUUAGGUAGAUUAAUGUUCAGUUUUAAAUAUUUAUUUAAGUGUGAACUUUAUUUGUAAUAAAGAUGACAUUUUGUAUCCAUAUUUCUUGCAGUUUGACCAUACAUCUAAAUGACUUCUUUGCAUGUUAUAGUUGUUUUGAUUAUUUCUUUUCGUCUCUGCCAACAGUGCACUGUAAGUCUAGAUCGUAUUCUUUCAAUGAUGAAAAGGAAAUUCUAAAAGGAAACAUCAGAAUUACCAUUGAAUACAUUUAAACCGUAAAUAAAAUACCGCACAGUGCGAUCUUAUUAAUGAAUCAAUAAUUGUAUUAUUAUUAUUAUUAUUAUUAUUAUUAUUAUUGUUAUUAUCAUUGUUAGAAGUGAUUAAAGCUUAUCAAAAGUAUUAUCCUAGAAAAUAUUUAUAUAUAAACAUUUUAGUUUUUCUUUUCUUCUUUGUCUUGAUGCAAGUAAAUCUUUUUAUUAAGAAACCAAAAUGAAAUGUUGAGUGUAAUUUAGAUCCUCUUUCAAAUGUUUGACUUUGUCCUUGUCAUUUGCAGUAUUUCUAGCUCUUAAGUUUCGCUUCCCAUGACUGUGAUUAUAGCAGACACAAUGAGACCACUAUGAAAUUUUCUAGCUUAUACUAUUGUAAUGCUAUUGAUUUGAAGGGGACGCUAUGACAUUUUAAUUGUACAUUUUAAUCAUAUUUUUUUUUCCUUUUUUUAAACAGUGAAUUCAAAACGCAAAAAAAAAAAAAAAUGCUAAAUGAUAUUGACUCUAUAAGUAAUCAACCAAAGACAUAAUUUUUGCACAACCGGAAUAUCGUUGCCUGAUUUCGUUAUGCCCUAUGAAGAACUCAACUUCCGCUUUUUUUUCUUUAUCAUCAGUUUUAUUGUAGGUGUUUGUACCUCGAUUUUUAAAACGCUUUAUAUUAACUUCGCUUUUCUUUGUGGCUGGCUGGCAAAACUUUUCUGACGGCUAAUUUAAGCCCUUCCGGUCACACUAUUUAAGCUGAAACUUGGGACAUUGACACAUUCAAGGUGACCUUGCCAGCCACAACAUAUUAUGUCCCAACUUCAACCCCACCAACGUCCACAACUCCUAACAAAUCAAGUGUUCGUAUUCUUCUAGCGGAACCGGAAGGAAAUAAGAUGACAUUGAUGUCGAGAAAUAAAAGAUCCGAUAACUGCACUAAAUGAUAUUCCUUGUUUUUAAAUAUCGUAAGUGCGUAAUAUCGUAAGUGCGUAAUAUCGUAAGUGCGUAAUAUCGUAAGCGCGUAAUAUCGUAAGUGCGUAAUAUCGUAAGUGCGUAAUAUCGUCAGUGCGUAAUAUCGUAAGUGCGUAAUAUGUUUUUUCUUGUUCUGAAAUAGCUGGUGACACAAACCUGAAGUUUAAAAGCGGUGGGUUAUUAGAAUAUUAUUAUGAUUAAGGGGAGUGAAAAAAAGUUAUCAAUUGUGAGCCUUGGGGUUGGGGAGAAGCACUAUUUGGGAUACUUAUAAAGUCCUGUUAUAAAUGUCCUGUUUUCAUGUAUUGUCAAAUUUUCAGGCUCCAUUCCCCAUUGCUCGAUGCUACAUUUUAUAAAGGAAUUUUGUGCGAAAACUCUUUUCAGGUUUUGUUUAAUUGUGCCUCUCUUUCCCAUUGUUUUUUUAUUAAAUAAAUUUUUGAUUAUUAUCUUC